Messenger RNA from Bactrocera latifrons, 1899 nucleotides. RefSeq lists its product as uncharacterized. Bases 90 to 1673 code for a protein of 527 amino acids. Lineage: Eukaryota; Metazoa; Arthropoda; Insecta; Diptera; Tephritidae. The record is from RefSeq and is a predicted model, not a curated record. The transcript has 2 exons.
CAAGGAACAGCAAUUCCUUUAGGCGUUCACCAAACAUAAGAAUUUGUAUAAAGGAUACUAAGGUUACCAGCAUACAAAAGAAAUUGAAUAUGACAACCAUCAUUGGAAGCUUGCAGUCACGACAACUGCUACUUGCUGUGGCAACAGCAACAUUGCUGUCAAUUCUCUGCAACGCUACAGCCACACCGAUGGCGUCGAAGGCCGCAGGGCACGGGCGUACACCGGAAAUGCACACUGGCCAUGCCCACAAAAACAUGGCCCCGGUCUAUGCAAAUCAUGUGGGACAUCAGCAGCAGCAACAACAACAACAGAAAGUCACACAGCAACAAUAUUACGACGUUCAUUACGAACGAAAUAGCAGCAGCGACAGCAAUCAUAACGGCAUUGCUGCGCACACAGGCGCCGAGACGGCAGCGCUAAAUGGAGAUAGAAAAACACAGCGACGCAGUUACAAUGGAUUUAGCGUCAGCGGCGGUGGCAGCGGCAGCGGUGCGGGCGGUGCUGGUGCUGGUGCACAUAAUGACGGUGGCAGCAGUAGUUACAACUUUGGGGCAGCAAAGCUUAAUGGUCUCACAAAUCUCUCGGGUUUGCGGCACAUUAGUAGCGGUUUUGGCGGGGCUGGCGCGACUGGUAGUGCAACUACAAUCACCAUUCCGGCAAAACAACACAUACCAAUUUAUGAAGAACAGCAAGAAAAUGAUUAUGGCACCGCCACAUUGGGUGCAUCCGGCGCAGCAGGACAUGGUGCUGAGGGAAGGAAUCAACACGGCGGCAGCAGCAGCCACGGCUGGAGCAGUAGCGGAAACAGUUAUAAUUCGGGCCGUUCUAGUGGCAAAGAUGCGCUUAGCACCGCGCUAUACAAUUUACACUCAGCUGGUACGCACAAUAUCUUCCUGCCUUCGACCUUCGCUGGCAAAUACUCAUCAUCGGCAGCAGGCACCACAGCAUACGCGGGCACAUCUACCUACCAACAAAGUCAACAGUUGCAACAGCCAAACGAUAAAAUCUCCGAUGGCAAUUUUCUACAACGUUACGGGCAUAAUUCCGGCGGUUACGACGAACUUACAACCUCGGCCACAUACGCACAUGAGCAGCAGCAACAAGCACCCAUGCCAACAGCAAUGCAGUACUUCAUGCCACAUGACAAUUACGCCUCCAUGCAUACGGGCGGCGGGGACUCGGAUAUCUCAUUUGGACACCAUCAUAGCGGCGGCAGUGGUAGCGGCGGUGACGCGGAGAUAGAGGAUGAUGAGUCAGACGGAAAGGGUCCCUCUAUCGAUGACUCCCCUAAUUAUCUAUCCGAACAACAUGAUGAUGCUGGAUCGCAUGUCAUCAACUACAUUCCGUAUAAGGUGGUGAAAAAAGUGCACGUCCCCGUGCGUGAGCCCGUACAAAUACCAAUCUCGCAUGCAAUUGUCGUACCCGUCAACAAGCCAGUACCCAUUCAUAUACCCGUCACUAAGCAUGUACCAGUGCCCGUAGAGAAAGAGUUGAGAGUCCCUGUGGAGCGCGUGGUUCCAUAUCCGGUCGAAAAGCCUGUGCCAGUACCCGUGGAGAAGCGUGUACCAUUUAAGGUAGUUAAAUAUGUACCGGUGCAUGUACCGCAUCCAUUCCCUGUCAAGGUGCCCGUUUUCAAAACCAUCCUGCACAAGGUAAAGGGUGGCAUGUGGUGAGCACACCGUAGUUCGGUUGCACAAUUACCGUCAUACAUACAUACUUAAAUAUGUAUAGAAUUAAAUAUUAUGCAUCAAUCGACAAGACUGUUAUUCCACAUGUUUAAGCAUACAUACAUACAUACAUACAUACAUGGCUAUUUGUUAUAAGUAAUUAGCAAUUUUCGAACGAAAAGAACUAUAUUUAUUAAACGAACAUUAAUCCUGAUAAUUAUUUACAUAUUUA